AGUUAAGAUCACUGCUCUUAUCCACAUGGAGCCGACAGCCUUUGCUAGUUUCUUCGUCAUAAUCGUGAUAACGGUUGUAGUCGCUGACAAACAGUGUGAUGUACGUAUUAGUGAGCUGCAAAAUCUUCAACAGGCCCUCAAAAGCAUUGAACAAACAAUUUAUACCAAAGUGGAUGAACGACACGACGAUUCCGAGUGCCGAAAAGCACUUAAGCAAGUCAACAUGCGACUGAAGCUUUUGUCGCAACGUUACAAACUUAUGAACAAAGGAUAUGUGGCUGAGAAGGAGCAACAAGCGAUGGUUGAAGAUUAUAAGAAGCAACUAGGCGUCCUGCAGACUGAAAUGGCAAAGCUUCAAAGUCAACUAGAUAGCGAAAACAGUGGAAUGGUUGAAAGUUUGAAGGGAGUUCUUGAUCAACUAACCAAUGAAGCGACUACGCUAAGGUCCAAACUAUCAUCAAUCCAACUGAAGCUUGACGCUGCUAAAAAAGAACUAUGCAUCAGUUACUUGACCAGCAAAAAUCUGGAUAAAGCUAUCCAUCACAUGCUGUCAAUGAAGUCCCGUCAUCUGAUGGACAUGAUCCAACUGAAGUACGACGAACGAAAAACCUCAAACAUCAUUACCCUGAUCCUGUUCAUCGAUGCCUAUCCGGAUCUGGAUGAUCGGGCUGAAGCAUUUUUGCGACUGCUCAACGAAAUAAUCCUGGAUCCGAACAUUGGCGAUACGGAUUUUGUGCUUCUGGAGAGCAAAGUUCUCCGAAUGUUAGACUCUGUCAAAAAUGGAUCUCCAAUCACUGACGAAAAAGCCAAACAGUUAAACGAAAAGUUAAGAUUCUUCACUUCAUUGUCAUACAACUCUUUCCAAACGUGGGCCAACAAUCUGACUACCGGAAUUCCUUCCGAGUUGAAAAUUCAUUUUGAAAUGCUUCACCCAAAACAGGUCCUUCAUUUAGAAACCAUCAUCCACUACAGAUUCCUGGAGGAAAAUGAUAGUUUGGUUAAUUUCGACCGAAUGAGAAAUUUCAUCGAGCUUUUAGGAAUGAGCCACGGUAUCAACAAAUACAAGGGAGCGGAAUUUUUGCUGGCACGUAAAAUUUCUUACACAUUAAUGUCGAUUAUGUCGAUCGCCAUGGACGACAGUUUUCCAACGCCAGCAGACACUACAAAAGCUAUACUGUCUAAACUUCCAAAGAGUAUUCAAAACGUAGCAAAAUGUACAAAUGCGGUGGAAAUUGUUCAGGAAAAUAGCGGGCGAUGCAUUCAAAUCACCAAUUUGAAAACGCCACAAUUCAAAGAUCCCGCCAACACGAAUCAUAUUGGUCAUUUCGAUAGAACUGUCGUCACUUCUCAACUGGCCGCUUGUACUGUGUUUCAAAUCAUUCCAACUCCUGACAAAAAAUUCUUUGAAUUGACAACCACGGACGGUAUCAAACUUUCAGCAAUUGAUUCAUUUACACCGGGAAUUGUUUCCUACACAAGCUAUGUGGGAGUCAUCCAGAAACCCUUUCCGGGGCAUAAAUCCCAAAUCGAUUCCGGAUGGUUGAUCGAGCCCAAUUAUGCCAAUGAAACGGUAAAAGUGACCUCCGAGUUCAAUUUGUAUCGACACCAACGGACGAGGGACUACCUUAUUUCGGAAAAUAUCGAAAGCUCUCCGACGGUUGUGCUGCAACGAUACGGAUAUUCUCAACUUGUUCACGAGAAUCGAGUGAGUCUAUCCGAUUGGAUUUUAAGGUGCUCUAAUAAGACAUAAGCAGAUUUCUUCACAUUGUUUCAAAAUAGAUGCAUACUUAAGGUUGCCGAAAUAUUUUCAUCACCUAUCCGGGCCGGACCAUGUAGGGAAAUUUUAUUGUAAAAAAUCGAGCAAAAUCCGGGCAAAAUUGGUGACCAAAAAUGGUUUCGAUCAGUAAAUGACAGAUCAUUUAAUCAAUGUUUUUAUCGAUACUGGUCGAACCAAUGUUCAAAUUAAAAUUUAAUAAAAAAAAAUAUGUGUAAAG
Uranotaenia lowii is the source of this 1994-nucleotide messenger RNA. RefSeq lists its product as uncharacterized. The record is from RefSeq and is a predicted model, not a curated record. The transcript has a single exon. The coding region runs from base 26 to 1750 and encodes 574 amino acids. Lineage: Eukaryota; Metazoa; Arthropoda; Insecta; Diptera; Culicidae.